Molecule: messenger RNA, 1210 nt
Organism: Tinamus guttatus (white-throated tinamou)
Lineage: Eukaryota; Metazoa; Chordata; Aves; Tinamiformes; Tinamidae
Gene: NGF
Product: nerve growth factor
Biological process (GO): nerve growth factor signaling pathway; cell surface receptor protein tyrosine kinase signaling pathway; negative regulation of neuron apoptotic process
Cellular component (GO): axon; synaptic vesicle; dendrite
Molecular function (GO): growth factor activity; nerve growth factor receptor binding
Source: RefSeq, a predicted model, not a curated record
ACCUCAGCAGCCCUGGCCGAAAAGGUUGCUGCAAAAACUGCUGGAGAUUCGAUUCCUGAGAACAUGCUGUCGCCAUAUGGUCUCCACAUUAAUAACACCAAACAAGUGCUUCAUAAACAGUGUUCUAAUAACAAAUACCAAAGGAAUUAAUAAUAAUCUAGCUAUUAUUCUCUAAUGUUCUCACUUUAUUAAGAACAUUUAUUCUGUUCAAAUGAGCUCUUCUGGAGGAACAACAUCUGGCACCCACAUGAAUACCUGAUGACAUCUGUAUGAUCUGGGUAUCUCACAAAGUUAUUGUCAGCAACAUCUGUUUGUGCCAGCACGGCUUACAGUAAAACUAUGUUUUUCUUUUGUUCUAGGUGCAUAGCGUAAUGUCCAUGCUGUACUACACUCUGAUUAUAGCUUUUUUGAUCGGCACACAGGCAGCUCCAAAGGCUGACAAUGCACCUCUGGGGUAUCCUACCGAGCCCUCCCUGUCCAAAACCCACCGGACUAACGGACACCACGUUCCCAAGACAGCUCCGCCGCCAUCCCACAGCCGUUCGACUUGGACGAUAGAUAGGAGGGAAGCUGUAAAUAUCACUGUGGACCCAAAGCUGUUCAGGAAGAGGCGCUUCCGAUCCCCUCGGGUGCUGUUCAGCACGCAGCCCCCGCCCGUGUCGGAGCAGGGGGAGCACGCGGAAUUUCUUGGCAAUGGCGGCUCCCUCAACAGGACUGCCCGCACCAAGAGGACCGCGCACCCUGUCCUGCACCGCGGAGAGUUCUCCGUAUGCGACAGCGUCAGCAUGUGGGUUGGGGACAAAACCACAGCCACGGACAUCAAAGGCAAAGAGGUGACGGUGCUGGGAGAGGUCAACAUUAACAACAACGUUUUCAAGCAGUACUUUUUCGAGACCAAGUGUAGGGAGCCCAAGCCCGUGUCCAGCGGGUGCCGAGGCAUCGACGCCAAGCACUGGAACUCCUACUGCACCACGACGCACACGUUCGUCAAGGCGCUCACCAUGGAGGGCAAGCAGGCGGCCUGGCGCUUCAUCCGCAUCGACACGGCCUGCGUGUGCGUGCUCAGCAGGAAGGGCGCCCGGGCGCAGAGCACCCUCCUACCCCCCUACCUCAGCCUGUAAAUUAUUUUAAGUUAUAAAGGACUGCAUGGUGUAUUUAUAGUUUAUACAGUACACACAGAACCUCAUUAUUUAUUAAACUCUUUUGCAAA